UUUAAAUGCCGGAGAGGGAAAGAGGCAGAGUGAGAGGCAGAGGCAGAGUGAGUCGGGCGGGAGGCGCUCAGAUAUCAGCGCUGUCUGAGUUCAGCGCAAACCGGAGGGAAUAUUUCAUAUACUUUUGAGUUAAAAAAAGUAAUCCAUAAGGAGUUAAAACAUCACGAUUAAGGGUGUAAAUUCAUCAUCAGCUGCUGGAUUCGAUAAUGACUUACCAUUGGAGCCUCUUGAUCCUAUAACCAAUGGCAACAGUCCAGGCCUUGCCUUUUACCCAAGAUCCCAGCAAGAACAUCAGUGCUAUUUAUCCAGCAACUUCUCUGGCAUCUGCUGAAUGCGUUAUGGGUAGUGUGGGCAGUCUGAUUGAGAAGCACGACCACACCUCACCCACCAAAGGCAACAAAGCUGUUCCUCAGGUUCCACAGAGGCAGAGCAACUGGCAGAACAGAAAGAACUUAAGCCAGGGAGAGCUGCUGAACUACCUGAACAUCACAAAGAAAGAGUCAAAAUCAAGCAAACACAUUGUCUGCGGCAACUCAUCCAUCAAGAGGGAGCAUUCCAGAGAGGAGGAGAACCUCUACGCCAAGGUUUAUCAUAAAGACGGCAAAGAGGUGGACCUGGGGAAGAACUCUCUCCCGAUAGGUGGCAAGUUUGACAAGCCUCGUUUCAGGUCUUCUGCCUUUAAGCCAGUGACUCCAAAGGGCUUUAGCUCAAUGCAGAAUCUCUACCCGUCCAAUUCCGAGGAACUGAUGAACGGCAAACACUCUACUCCAUUCUACUCCAAAAGCACAUCCAAAUCUCUAUCCACAUCUUCCUCAUCCUCUUCCCCUUCGCGGGUGGGGACCUGUGCCAACAAGGGAGUCCUGGCAGUGCCACAUGAAGAAGAAACAGCCUCAGACUCUGGCCAUAACUCUAUGAGCAGCCUGCCACCAUACCGCCCUCCGUUCCGCCCCCAGCUGGGGCAUAUUAGCGCCUCCAUGGGUCAUAUUGAGCACAUCGGCUUCCUCGAGCGGACUUCAGGAGGCAUCGGGGCACUUAGUACGGCCCCUGAGGCCUACGAGCUCUCACACUCUUUGGAGGAUGUGGUGAAAGACCUGGAGGAGCGGCUGCAGGAGAAAGAGCAUGAGCUGUGGCAGAUGAGGAAGAACUUGGAUGAGAGCGAGGAUGCCAUUGCGCAGGUCAACACACUCAACACACAUCACGUAAAAGAGGUGUUUGAAGGUAAGCAGCGGCUGUGGGAAAAGGAGGUGUCCGAGCUGAAGCAGCUCUACACCGCUAAGCUACGUCAGGUAUCCCAGCAGUCUCAGCGCUCCCAGCGUGCCCUGCAGCUGCAGCUCUACAAGGCUCAGCACGAGCGCAGCCGAGUACAGGAUGAACUAAACACGAUGCAUCGUAAAUACCAGAGCCUGCAGAAACAGGGCGGAGCAGAACAGAGCCACGAGCUCCAACCACAGCUUGAAGAGACCCAAUGGGAGGUGUGUCAGAAGGCAGGUGAGAUCUCUUUGCUAAAGCAGCAGCUCAAGGACUCCCAAGCCGAGGUGACUCAGAAGCUCAGUGAGAUCUUCCUGCUGAAGACACAGCUACGUGAAACACGCAAUGAGCUAAGCACCAAAGAGGGACAGCUGGACAUGCUGCAACAGGCCCUGCAGGCCUCACGCCGCAAGUGUUCCCUGGGAAAGUCGAUGCAGAACCUAUCCUCUUAUCAGACUCCGGGCGAGGACAGCGGAACAAGCAGUGCCACAGAGGAUCGUCUCCGUGCUGAGCUGCUGCUGGAGCGGCGCCAGAACGAAGCCCAGGCCUUGGCCUUCGACAACGAGCGCAGCACGUGGCAGCUGGAGAAGGAAAAGGUACUCCGCUAUCAGAGAGAGCUGCAAGCCAGCUACCUGGAGAUGUUCCACAAAAACGAGAGCCUGGAAAGAGAACUUCAGCAGCUCCGAGAAGGCAGGGUCGGAGCGGUAGGGGGCGGGGCUAUAGCCGAGCCCUCAGGUCUUCCCUGGAUUGAAAGGAUCGAGUCCUCGGAAAUCUAAAUAUAUGCAUACAUGUAGUAUGCAGUUUGUCUAUAUGUGAAUAUCAGAGUGUAAAAAAAUGUAAAUGAGCGAAUAAGAUAAAAAAAAAAGCAAUGCUUUUCCUGAUUUUCUUCAAAUGUUUAUAUCUAAACAAAUGUAAAUGUAUUCGUUUUGAUUUAGAAAACGAUUUCAAAAUGUUACAGCGUGUCCUGGAGUUUACAGAGGGAUUUCAUUUUGAUGUGUUUCAAUGUGAUUCGAUGUGAUUUCAAUCUGAUUAGACACAUUUUUUUACCAUAUUUUCCAAAGUUUUUACCAAAGGAGGUCUGAUGAUGGACAUUUUGUAAAUCGAAAAGGAAACCCUGUUGUGAGUAAAUGUCGAAUUACCCCCUCCUUUUAUUAACACCAGUUUCCAGAAAUAACAGGUUACAUGUACACGGAUAUACAUGUCAGCUGACACGCAAUAAAAAAAAACCUUAUGGCCUA
Messenger RNA from Silurus meridionalis, 2486 nucleotides. RefSeq names its product NEDD4 binding protein 3 (gene n4bp3). Gene Ontology annotation, cellular component: cytoplasmic vesicle. NCBI's taxonomy places the organism in Eukaryota, Metazoa, Chordata, Actinopteri, Siluriformes, Siluridae. Bases 243 to 2024 code for a protein of 593 amino acids. The record is from RefSeq and is a predicted model, not a curated record. The transcript is spliced from 6 exons.